AAGCGGGCAGAAGUGUAAGCCGGUGUUCGUAGUGGAGGUUGUCUGGAUUCUUUACUCACGAGCCUUACAUUUAUUUAUAAUUUAUUAUUUAUUACCAGUCUUUAAUUUAUUAUCACCUGUCUGGGAUUUAUCAACGAAGCUUUUUUUGAGUCUGCUGGAUUACUACUAAUUCGCUCCACUUCACUUGGAUAUUUUUGGUUCGUUUCUAACGAAGCGGGAUCUGCCAAGUGCUGUCGCCGGGAAUACGAAAUGCUCCUCUCGAAACUGAACUCGCUGGCGCACCUAUCCACUGUGGACGUGCCUUCCAAAAUGCAUCAAGUCAAAGAGCGGGAGCCCUUCGAAAAGACGUACCAAGUGGGCUCAGUGUUGGGUAGCGGUGGAUUCGGCACUGUGUACGCCGGAGUGCGGGUGUCAGACAGCACGCCGGUGGCGAUCAAGCACGUCGCAAGGGAGAGGGUAUCCGACUGGGCUGAGCUGCCCGGCGGAUCUCGAGUUCCGAUGGAAGUGCUGUUGCUCAAGAAAGUGGGCACAGGAUUUCGCGGAGUCAUCCGAAUGCUGGACUGGUAUGAACGGCCCGAUAGUUUCAUUAUCGUCAUGGAGCGGCCAGAGACGGUGCAGGACCUUUUCGAUUUUAUCACCGAGAAAGGCGCUUUGCCCGAGGAUCUGGCCCGUGGCUUGUUUCGCCAAGUCCUGGAAGCCGUGCGUCACUGUCACAGCCACGGCGUGUUACACCGAGACAUCAAGGACGAGAACAUCUUGCUGGACCUGCGUUCGGGAGAACUGAAACUCAUCGACUUUGGCUCGGGCGCGCUUCUCAAGGACACCGUGUACACAGACUUUGACGGUACCCGAGUUUACAGCCCGCCUGAAUGGAUCCGUUACCACCGGUACCACGGACGCUCGGCAACAGUGUGGUCCCUUGGAGUUCUGUUGUACGAUAUGGUGUGUGGUGACAUUCCUUUUGAGCAGGAUGAGGAGAUCCUCCGGGGUCAGGUGUUCUUCAGACGACGCAUCUCAACAGAGUGUCAGCACCUCAUCAAGCUGUGCCUGUCCCAUCGGCCCUCAGAUAGGCCUUCCUUUGAGGACAUUAUAAAUCACCCAUGGAUGCAAGAAGCAGUUGGCCCACAGGACAGCACAGAAAUCUGGUUGCACAGCCUUAGCCAGGAGACACAGACAAUUGGCACAGACAGUUAAGACUUCUUUAGCAUAGGAGAAUACAAAUGCCAGAUCAGUGCAACAAGGAAGUCUGUUGUUGGGAGGAAAUGGAGACGGACCGAUGACCUGACGUGAACCAGUUCUGCAAAGGCGUUCUGCUUCCUCUUCACUGUGCUGUCACCAUGACAGAGCUGUUACCUCUAUGCACCACAGGACUUUAUUAUUAUUUUAUUUUUGCCUGUUAGGUCGAGCUGCGGGAGGAUGGCAUGUUCAGUAAAAAUUGCCAAACCCAUCCGUCUGACUCGGCCAUUUUCAUCAGUGCCUUUUUGGUUAGCCAGGCCAGUAGACAGUGACGGCUGUCUUAACUACCUAAGGCAAAACGAGUGCCUCUGCGUCCCAGUGGGUUGUGGCCAACACGAGUGACCUCACCGAGCAAGCUGCACCUGCCUUGACCGAGCCGCCUCGGGCCCCCUGAAAGCCAGGGUGUGUUGGGACUCAGUUGUGGAUGCACAAACAAUGCAAAGACAGGGACUGUCUGUCUGUGUGUGCGUGUGUGUGUGUAUAUGUGUGUGUGUGUGUAAAUAUGUGGACUUGCGCUGUGCUCUGCGGCCUGCUCAGAAGAUAUUUAUUUGUGUGAUGCUAAAAGCUGCUGGCUUUGAGAUUUUUAUUUAUUUAUUUAUUUCUGGGGAAUUCUCCCCCUGCACAGCCAUUCAUUCCACAGUAAUAUUGAAAUUGCAGGUCUGCAGAUUUCUCUAGCAUAUUUAUACCCCAAAUUGUAAAUACUUUUUUUUUUUUGUAAUUUCAAGGCUUUUUUUGUAAAUUUGUUUUUUCUGGGAUGCCUGCGUCUCUCAUUUGAUGCCAGGCAUGCUUAAGUAGAGGAGGAUGCCUGCAGUCAUCUGAACUCUCUUGUAUAUAGAAUCUGUACUGUACACUGGUUGAGUUGCAUGGAUGCAGCUUGAAAUUUUGUCUUACGUUAGAAUUGUAAAUUAUUAUAGAAUAAAUUAUUUUUUAUACAAUUUCAAUAAAUUUCAAAAUGUACCACAAUUUCA
Molecule: messenger RNA, 2204 nt
Organism: Polypterus senegalus (gray bichir)
Lineage: Eukaryota; Metazoa; Chordata; Cladistia; Polypteriformes; Polypteridae
Product: serine/threonine-protein kinase pim-1-like
Exons: 6
Coding region: 250-1194 (314 amino acids)
Biological process (GO): negative regulation of apoptotic process; protein autophosphorylation
Cellular component (GO): cytoplasm
Molecular function (GO): ATP binding; protein serine/threonine kinase activity
Source: RefSeq, a predicted model, not a curated record